Molecule: messenger RNA, 654 nt
Organism: Trichoderma asperellum CBS 433.97
Lineage: Eukaryota; Fungi; Ascomycota; Sordariomycetes; Hypocreales; Hypocreaceae
Source: RefSeq, a predicted model, not a curated record
UCGGCUGCAAAAAGAUGCAGUAUGUGCGCCUUUUUAAAGUACUGACCCCAGUUCUUCUAGUUCCUUUGUCGUCUUUUCAAAAUUUUCUCUUUGUCCUUUCUUCUUCUCUCUGCCCUUCCCCUUGGUUCCCGAUUUGGUUCUUCAGUUAAUUGUAGCAGACUCAAUUGCAGGAGAGCACGGUGCUUGGAGAAAGCUUCGUUGCAGAUGAUUAAGCCGGAUGUUAUAGCUCCAUGGUCCAGUAGCUUGUAGAUCCACCAAUGGCCCUUCUCGUUAUGCGAAUGAGCAAACGAUUGAGUAAGCACAUGCAGUUACUCGCAGCCGCGUCUGCUUUGUCGCACAAUCAUGCGUCUCUUUGUCUGCCAGUAGAAAUUUCGCGGGCGCCUUGCCUAAAUGAACGAUUCGACGAGCUAAUAAACACAGCGGGUGCGCCCCUGCUUGCUUGCUUCCUUCAGCUCUGCCGUCGCUUAGAAGAUGUGGACGCCCGAAACUACCAUCCGUAUGCGCGUAUCAUUUAUCAGAUCGAGUCGGCCAACAGUCGGUCGUUUAGGCCACUCUUCCUACAUAUGCAAGGCAACGCUAGGCCAUCUAGAAGAAGACGAACAAGUUGAAGGUGAAUCAGGAGCAUACGCGAGGGAGGGAUCAGGCGCUGGAGAC